Aspergillus tanneri is the source of this 1257-nucleotide messenger RNA. RefSeq names its product FAD-dependent oxidoreductase. The coding region runs from base 1 to 1257 and encodes 418 amino acids. The record is from RefSeq and is a predicted model, not a curated record. Gene Ontology annotation, molecular function: FAD binding; oxidoreductase activity. Lineage: Eukaryota; Fungi; Ascomycota; Eurotiomycetes; Eurotiales; Aspergillaceae. The transcript is spliced from 4 exons.
AUGGUCGACAUCGAAGUCAUCAAGACAACUUUUCAGGAUGCUGUUCCAGGCGUACCCUUCUUUGUUCGAGGCGACGUCGACUACAGUUCUAAGGUGGCGACAUGGAACACCCUCGCUCAGCCUCGCCCUCUUGCUGUUGCACAGCCAGCUAGCCCUACUGAGGUCAGUGCCGUAAUUGCAAUAGCAAACUCCCAUGCCAUCCCACACCUUGCCAUUCGAGGAGGCGGGCACUCAUUUGAAGCGCUCAGCCUCGGGGGUGUUGACGGUGCCCUGGUGAUCGAUGUGAUCAAUAUGAACAAGAUCCACUCGGAUCCUGAACAUAAUGAAAUCACAGCUGGCGGUGUCGGUAUCGGGGGCCAGAUCCAAUGCGGAGGGUAUGGUUUCUGCACUCGCACAUUCGGAACUCUGGUGGAUCGAGUGCUGUCUAUGGAAGUUGUUACCGCAGAUGGGGAAAUUCGAACGGUCAAUGAUAAGCAGAAUACGGUUGUGGGCACCUUUUUGAUUAGAUGGAGCCUGGACAAAGACGAUAUCCCAACGAUACUGAAACAGCUGCACAAUGCCUGUGUGAGCGGCUCGACAAAGCUGAACCCAAUGAUCAUCAUCUGGCUUGGUUGCCUAGAGGUAGCGGGGGUGAUUCUCGCCGACACUGAAGCCGAACGAGAGUCUAUUUGGAAUGAUCUCCGGAAGAACGUACCGAAAAGUCGCGAGGCGAAGAUCAAACCGAUGGACUUUAUUGACACCGUCUGGGGCAUUGGGCUCACUCAGACCUCUGCACCGUGGUGCGCGAGUAAUAGUGAGCUGAAACGUGAGGGAGAGGAGCAUCUGCGGUACAUGAAGAUCAAGGCAGGAUUUAUAUCCAAGUUGAUGGAUGAUAAGUUCUUGGAGCAGCUAGCAGCGUUGGCUGUCACACAACCCAGGUCCGGCGUCCGUGUGCAGCUACUCGGGCUCGACCCUGCCUGCAUGCCCGCACAGGAUACCACAUCUGUCAAGACUGGUGAAUAUGGCGGGGAUCGUGGUGUCACGGUAGAUGAAGGUGAGAAGCGCAGACCUUGGCUGACUACAGCAUAUGAACUGUUUUAUCCACUUACUGCUGGAGGAUACAUCGGCGACGACGAUAUCGAAGAGACUGUUAAUGGACGAGAUAUGAUGGAGAGUUACUACGGCCAGCACCUCGCGAGACUUCGUGAGGUCAAGUCCAAGUACGAUCCCAGGAAUAUCUUUCACCAUCCCUUGUCAAUUCCGCCCGGCGAGGCUUGA